AUGGCGGGCAUGGAAGGAAUUGCAGCGGCGGGAGGAACUGGAAUUAGAAGUGGAAGUGGAAUAGGGGGAGGAGGAGGCGGUGUCUCAGUCUCAGAGGGGGGGAGAGGAGAAAAGCAAAAAAAAAAGAACAGAGCCAAGCAGGGGCAUGGAGGUCGCUCGACUGCGCGCGCGUUACGACUGGAGUGCGCUGUGGAGAAGGCACACCAGGAGCUGGGCUGGCUGAUGCGCGUGCGGAGGAGGUCAGGGGCGCUGGCGCUCUGGUGCACCUGCGUUUCUGGUCGAAGAGGCGCCGGAGGUGGUGGUCGGCGCUCCAAGAAACAAGGGGAGGGAGAUGGGGGAGGGGGUGGCAGGGCAGAGGAGGUGGCGGGGCAGCGGGGGAAGGGGUGGCGUGCAAAGGGGAAGGGGAAGAGGGAGAGGAGGUGGCGGAGCACCGAGGGAAGAGGGCAGCAGGGGAGGGGUUGGCGUGCAGAAGGGAGGGGAAAGGCAGAGGAGAGGAGAAGGGGAAAGGGAGGAGAGGGGUGA
Coffea eugenioides is the source of this 522-nucleotide messenger RNA. Its product is annotated as protein argonaute 3-like. NCBI's taxonomy places the organism in Eukaryota, Viridiplantae, Streptophyta, Magnoliopsida, Gentianales, Rubiaceae. The record is from RefSeq and is a predicted model, not a curated record. The transcript has a single exon. The coding region runs from base 1 to 522 and encodes 173 amino acids.